AAGACAAAACUACUAUACUAAAUAGUCGUUUCACAUGCUAUAAAAUCAAAACAAAAAGAAGAGCAAACAAAAACGUCGUUUAGGGCAGAAGAGUUCCGUCUUGAUUUUUGCGCUUCGUUUGAGAGAGGGAGGGAACUACGAUUUUCGAGGAAUUUUAGCGGCUAAACUAACUGUAUUUUUUCCCAAAGGUCUCGGAUUAACAGUUCCUCUCACUCUUCUUCAAAUUGCAUACAAAGAUCAGAGUAGUGCUGAGACGUAAAACUCAAUUUCGCAGACAUUGACUUUCAAUUUUGGUGAUGUUGUCCAAAGUUGAAUCUGGGGAAAACAAUGGGGGGUCUAGUAGUGGUAGGUUAUUGCGUGACAUUGAGGAAAUAAGCAAAGCUCUUUAUCUGCAUAACAUCCCUCCAAAGGCUUUGAUUUCACCAUCCACUCAUCGGGCCAAGUCCACUGGUAAAGCACGUUCAUCGGAAUCAAAAUCUAAAAUUUACAACGAUGACUUGUUGCACAAGGACAAGAAAUCAUCACUAUGGAACUGGAAGCCCUUAAAGGCUCUCGCUCACAUUAAGAAUCGCCGGUUCAGUUGUUCUUUCUUUCUCCAUGUACACACCAUUGAAGGGUUACCAGCAAAUUUCAAUGACAUUUGUUUAUGUGUUCAAUGGAAAAGGAAGGAUGAGGUGUUGCGAACACGCCCAGCUCGGGUUUGUCAGGGGAUGGUUGAAUUUGAAGAGACUUUGAUGCAUCGAUGUUCAGUAUAUAGCAGUAAAAAUGGGCCCCACCGUUCGGCAAAGUAUGAGCCUAAGCUUUUUUGGCUUUAUGCUUCUGUGAUUGGAGCUCCUGGGCUUGAUAUUGGGAAGCACUGGAUUGAUCUUACAAGGUUGCUUCCACUUACUUUGGAAGAGUUGGAAGAGGAGAAGAGCUCAGGAAAGUGGACGACAAGCUUUAAGCUCACAGGCAAGGCUAAAGGCGCUAUGCUGAAUGUUAGUUUUGGGUUUUCGGUGAUGGGAGAUAAUUCAUAUGAAUCAAGAACUAACAUGGCUUUUCCUAAGCGUUUGAAGGAGCAUAGGGAGAGUACAAUGGAUCAUUUUGUAGAUAUUAGUCAGAGUAGUAGUAAUGGCAUGCUUCGGAAGGUUGGGAGUGUUCCAAAUAAUUCAAACCAAGUGUCCUACCCUCUAUCCCAAUUUUCAGAUACGAAAAUUCUAAACGAAGUUUUUCCAGAUCAAGGAUUGGAGCUUGCUCGGUCAGUAACUUACUUAUACCAGAAACUUGAUGAGGCAAAGUUGGGUAGUUCACAAGAGUUUGAUUACUUUUUUGAACAUGUAGAUCCCAUCAAACCAGAGCCUUGUUAUUUUCCUGAGUCCCCUCGUAAUGAUAAUGAAAAUGGGAGCGACAAUAUUGAGUUUACAAUUAUUGAGCAGGGGAUUGAAUCGUCUAUGAAGGAACAGCUGAAAGUAGAAGGUGCUGCUCAAACUUUUGAUGGUUCUGCAAUUGAAAUUAUUGAUGUGGCUACGAUCUUCCAGGGUGACGUGACGGCUCUUACUGAGGAGACAGGAUGUAAUUCAAGGGAUGAACUCCAUGUUAAUUUCAAAGAUGAGGUCUUGGUGGAUGACAACAGAUGUGAAGAAAAUGACAUGUGUACAAAAGAAUCGACCAUUGAAGAAGUUGAAUCAGUUAUUCAUAACCUGUUUAUGUCAGAAUCAACAGAAUUCGAUACUUCACUAGAUACGAGUGAGUUAAGUGAAGCAGAAAACUACACUAGGACUAAAUCAAGUUAUAAAGCUGGUAGGAUGGUAAAAUCACUUAGCUUGGAUGAUGUUACAGAAUCUGUGGCAAAUGAUUUCCUAAAUAUGUUAGGGAUAGAGCAGAGUCCAUUAUACUCUUCUCAUACUCACCCAGAGCCUGAGUCUCCUAGAGAGCGUCUUUUGAGGCAGUUUGAAGAGGAUACGUUAGCUUCUGGAAACUUCAUUUUUGAUUUUGACACGAUGGAAGAGCAGGUGGAAUUUGGUGGUGCUGCUCCAACUGGAGCUGCUGAAAUGGACCAUAAGAGCUUGAAUGAAUCAUUGAGAAGUAAAAGGAAUGCCAAAAUCCUUGAGAACUUGGAAACUGAAGUUUUGUUACAGGAAUGGGGUCUGAAUGAGAGGGUCUUUCGGAGUUCUUCAAAAUCUAGCUCUGGUGGUUUUGGAAGUCCAGUCUAUCUUCCCCCUGAAGAGCCAUUGGAAUUUCCUCCUCUUGUAAAAGGCUUGGGUCCAAUUGUUCAGACAAAGAAUGGAGGUUAUUUGCGAUCUAUGAGUCCCUCACUUUUCAGAACUGCUAAGAAUGGUUUGAGUUUGAUCAUGCAAGUUUCUGCCCCAGUUGUGCUACCUGCUGCAAUGGGUUCCAGUAUUAUGGAGAUAUUACAGCACUGGGCAACAGUUGGACCUGAAAAGAUGUCUAUGCAGGCAAAUAAAUUAAUGCCACUGGAAGAUGUUACUGGGAAGACGAUGCAACAAGUAACGUGGGAAGUUGCAUCUAUAUUGGAGGUUCCCGAAAGGUUGCACUUUUUGCAGCAGGAAUUAGAAGUUGGGCAAGACUCAUUUGGUAUGAUAAAGAAAAUUGAAGAAUUCCCUUCUGACCGGAAUUAUGAUGACCUCACCUCAAGCUCAAUAUGUAGUGAGAUGGAUUCUGAUUAUGUUUCUCUCAAGGAUCUUGCUCCUUUGGCAAUGGAUAAGAUUGAAGCCCUUUCAAUUGAAGGAUUGAGAAUUCAGUCUGGCAUGUCAGAUGAGGAAGCACCUUCAAGAAUUAGGCCCCAGCCUAUUGCCGAAACCUCAUUUCUUUUAGGCGAGAGUGCCCAGGUUAGUGUGCCUUUCGGUUUAGAAGGAGCUACUGGGUUGCAACCGUUGGAUGUCAAAGGCAAAGACGAUGAUAUUGAUGAAUUAAUUAGCUUAUCUCUAACAUUGGAUGAGUGGAUGAUGCUGGAUGCUGGAGGUUUUGGUGAUGGAGAUGAAAUCGAUGAGCGAACUUCCAAGAUCCUGGCAGCGCACCAUGCUAAAUGUAUGGAUAUAAUUAGUGGAACGUUGACAAUAGACAGCAAAUGGGGCAAACCAUCUGGUACAGAGGGUGGCUUUUUGGGGAACAACUUUACAGUAGCUCUUAUGGUGCAGCUCAGAGAUCCCCUCCGAGACUAUGAAGCAGUUGGUGCUCCAAUGCUUGCUUUGAUUCAGGUGGAGAGGAUUUUCCUUCCUUCAAAACCAAAAGUAUUCUUCACAGGAUCACAAAGAAGCAGCAGUAGGGAAUAUGAUGAUACAUAUGAGCAGUUGAUUAAUGCUGAAGAAAAUGAGGAGAAAAGGGUUGAAGAAGGCGGCAUUCCUCUGUUCAAAAUCACUGAGGUUCAUGUUGCAGGUUUGAAUGCUGAGCCUGGCAUGCAGCAGCUUUGGGGUACCAGAACACAGCAACAGUCGGGGGCUCGCUGGCUUCUAGCUAGCUGCAUAGGUAAGAGUAAGACUAACAAGCAUCCACAUUUGAACUCAAAUGCAAUAGUAAAAUCAUCUUUACAAGUGAUGAGAAGGAAGCAACCUGGGGAUAUUUUGUGGAGCAUCUCCUCCCAUGUUCAAUGUACAAAAGCUAAAUGGAAAGAGUUGGCAACAUUGAAUUUACAUAUAAGAAACCCCGAUGUUAUCUUUUUGAAUGACACUAUGAGGUUCUGAUGACUGUAGGAUGCAAUUUUUAGACUACAUAUUUUGCUAAAUGGGUGUAUACAGGAUAUGGCACUGUAACUUGCUGUAACCAAAGUUAUAUAACACUGCUGAAAUAUGUCAACAUUGUAUAGCGCUGCUUUGGAAUUGGGAUUGUGUUUCUUGAUGGAUGUAAUUUAGUAGCUCUUUGGACUCGAAUCGAUGACGGUGACAGGGUCUAUGGUGCUCAUAUUUGUAUCUACUACGAUGUUAUCAAUAAAAGUUAAUGUCUUAUAUGUUUUA
This is a messenger RNA of Cornus florida, 3950 nucleotides long. Its product is annotated as protein PLASTID MOVEMENT IMPAIRED 1-RELATED 1-like. Bases 297 to 3680 code for a protein of 1127 amino acids. NCBI's taxonomy places the organism in Eukaryota, Viridiplantae, Streptophyta, Magnoliopsida, Cornales, Cornaceae. The record is from RefSeq and is a predicted model, not a curated record. The transcript is spliced from 3 exons.